GACUUUUAUUUUUCUCUCUCCAUAUACCGGCAGCUAUCCUCCGCCACCCUUUGAUAAAAGAAAAAGGGCUCAUAUAAUUUUAACAAAAGGUGGUAAAAAGAUAAAUAGAUGCAUGAGCCACCACCACCGCCGCCGCCGCCACCAUCACCACCACCACCAACUUGUUAAAAACACUCUCCUUCAUUCUUUUCUUCCUUCAUCAUCUUUCCCUUUAGAAGCAAAACACUGAAUAUUUUAUGCAACCCCCUUUAUUUUUCUUUCUAUUUUUACCUGAUUAUUUUUAGCUUUAACCUUAAAAAAAGAACCUGUCUUUCUAUCCCUUUGCUCUCAUCGGUUUCUCAGUGUCUUUGUGUAAGCUACUACCUUUUUUUCUUUCUCUUUCUCAGGAGCACAUAUAUAAGGAUUAAUGCAAAGGACGGCCGAUUAAACCGUUGUUCAUUGAUUAAAACGGGUUGCGAACAUGGUGAGCUUACGGAGACGGAAGCUUCUUGGACUCUGCUCUGGGAAGAGUUCGUUUCUCAGUCCACUUUCUAGAUUCUUUUGUAACGGAAAUCCACCGGAAAGUUCGAGUCAAAAUGCAAAAUCAAUCAGUGUGCAUCCCAUGCCCUCAGAUUCUGUCAACCAUAUUCAUGGGAAAAGCAUUGUUAAGGUUGAGUCUGGAUCACCAAAUGUUUCUGGUUCAUCAAAAGAGCCUCAUUAUCAACCUUUUUCAGGGCAAACGAUUAAGCGGAGGAAAAGGCAUAGGAGGAAGCAUGUUCAAAACCAAGAACCGUGUCUCAUGAGGGGUGUAUACUUCAAAAAUAUGAAAUGGCAGGCUGCAAUAAAAGUUGACAAGAAGCAGAUUCACUUAGGGACUGUUGGUUCGCAAGAAGAAGCUGCUCGUUUAUAUGAUAGAGCUGCAUUCAUGUGCGGAAGGGAACCGAACUUUGAGCUUCCUGAGGAGGAAAAGCGAGAGCUUAGUAGAUUCAAGUGGGAUGAGUUCUUGGCAUACACUCGUCGUUCGAUUACCAACAAAAAAUACAAGCAAAGACUCGGGGUCGAACCCCAGAAGAGGUCCGAACCUGUAAUAGAGAACAGCGACCAGGACAGCAAACGAGGAGCCGAUAGCUCCUCGGCUUCUGAAGAGGUAGGGCCAGAUACUUAAGCUUCAUGAAGAAAAAAAAGAUGAAUGGUUUGUGAGGCUGAAUAAUCUGAGUUUUUAAGGUAAUUUAAUUGAAUCCUAGUUGAAAGGUGUCCAUUUUUUAGUGCAUUAAAGGCUUCUAUUAGAGCCAGUCAAUAUAUAUAUAUAUAGAUCUCAUUAUCUAUAGUGCUUUAGCCCUUGUAAUAAGUGGUAAAAAAUAUUAUGUUAAGAUUGAUGAAAGCCAUGCAAAUGCUAAGAUUUGCUUUAA
Messenger RNA from Gossypium raimondii (Peruvian cotton), 1388 nucleotides. Its product is annotated as ethylene-responsive transcription factor-like protein At4g13040. Bases 461 to 1144 code for a protein of 227 amino acids. Gene Ontology annotation, molecular function: DNA-binding transcription factor activity; DNA binding. The transcript is spliced from 7 exons. The record is from RefSeq and is a predicted model, not a curated record. NCBI's taxonomy places the organism in Eukaryota, Viridiplantae, Streptophyta, Magnoliopsida, Malvales, Malvaceae. Gene Ontology annotation, biological process: regulation of DNA-templated transcription.